AUGGCGCUGCGGCGCGAUCCGCGGAUGCUUAAGCUACCCCCAUAUCUUUCCUUCGUCUGUAUCGCUGUGGGCUUUGCCUGGCUCCUCCUACUUCCGCUCGAGAAUUAUUCUAGACGGACCUACAUAUCCGAAAAUGCCUUGCUACCUGGACAGGUGCACACAUACUUUGGGGGGAGCGAGCAAAACGUCUUCAGAGCCUACAGACGCGAGCUGGAUUUACUGGAAAGCAAAAAUAAUCACCAGAUCAAUGACCAGAUUGAGAGCUUUCUGAAAGAGGUCGGCGUCAAAGUUGGACGGCAAAACUAUACAUACCAUUAUGCAGGGAAUGAGCAUUCUGGCGAGAACAUUUACGGCAUUCUUCAAGCGCCUCGCGGCGAUGCUACAGAAGCGAUCGUUCUGGUUGCGGCAUGGAAGACUGUCAAUGAGGAGAUGAACCGUAAUGGAGUCACUCUCGCGCUCACUCUCGCACGCUACUUCAAGCGAUGGUCUCUCUGGUCCAAGGACAUCAUUAUCCUUAUUCCGCCCGACAGCAAAGCCGGAACUCAAGCAUGGGUUGACGCCUAUCACGACGCACAUGAUUCCAGAAACGUUGCUCCGCUACCAUUGAAGUCUGGUGCACUUCAAGGCGCUCUAGCUCUCGAUUACGCACUCGAUCAUCGCUUUGAAGCGCUUCAUAUCAUUUACGACGGAACCAAUGGCCAGUUGCCUAAUCUGGAUCUAAUCAACUCGAUGGUCAACAUUGCCGGAGGACAGAUGGGGGUUCAUACUGCCAUUCAAGACAUGGAAAGCCACUCAAACACUUAUCAGGACAGGCUGCAUACGAUCCUGCGAAGUAUGGUGAGGCAGAGCCUCGGGCUUGCAACAGGUCCCCAUAGCAGCUUCAUUCCAUACCAUGUCGAUGCGAUCACCCUGCAGCCAUACGGAGAAGGCUGGCAUGACGAGAUGACUUUGGGAAGGAUUGUCGAGGGCACCUUCCGGAGUCUCAACAAUUUGUUGGAGCAUCUGCAUCAAAGCUUUUUCUUCUAUCUUCUCAUCCACAGAGAUCAUUUUGUCAGCAUCGGUACAUACCUUCCAAGCGCCAUGCUUUUGGCUGCCAACUUCAGCAUCAUGGCUAUUUUUCUGUGGGUUAAGAGUGGACAGGUGCCUCAAACGCAAACGCAAGCUUCCGGUAACCCCAAAUUACCUGUUGUGAAGAAUUUCAUUGGAGCUGAAUCGUCUACCGUUGAGAGAGAUCUCUUUUUACCCCUCUCCGUCGUUAUAACAUGCCAAACGCUUUCCGUUAUACCGUUGUUCACGUUCAACAACAUCUCAAGUUCGAUCUUAUCCCCUGCCUUCGCCAUGUUCACAUUGACAUCAGUCCUGCUACCGUGGCUCAUUUCGCACUUUCUGUCACUUUCCAAAGCGACUGUGCAGCAGUAUCAACUGAUAAAAUCAUUCUCUCUUCUGUUUCUUGGCAUGUCACUUGCGACGUUAGCGACACUGAAUUUCUCUCUGGCGUUUCUUGUAGGAAUGCUGGCUACGCCCUUCACUUACGUGCGAACCUCGAGGACCUUCGCUGUCAGGUUAAUGCUUGCCGGCUUGUUGACUGCCAUUGCACCGCCAGUAAUGGUCUACUCAUCCUCUCAGGUUUUGAACAUACCUGUUCCUGACAUUCUGAUGGAGGCAAGCUUCGGUUGGAAUGUCUGGGGGAUGUAUACACCGAUUGUUGUCUGGUGUGUUUGGUGGCCCUCGUGGGUACUUGGCAUGGUCAAUGUAGUUGGUUCUCCAGUAGACUAG
Beauveria bassiana ARSEF 2860 is the source of this 1776-nucleotide messenger RNA. Its product is annotated as GPI transamidase component GAA1. Gene Ontology annotation, cellular component: GPI-anchor transamidase complex; membrane. The transcript is spliced from 4 exons. Gene Ontology annotation, biological process: attachment of GPI anchor to protein. The record is from RefSeq and is a predicted model, not a curated record. The coding region runs from base 1 to 1776 and encodes 591 amino acids. Lineage: Eukaryota; Fungi; Ascomycota; Sordariomycetes; Hypocreales; Cordycipitaceae.